Messenger RNA from Maudiozyma barnettii, 1803 nucleotides. It is a transcript of the gene TDP1, whose product is annotated as tyrosyl-DNA phosphodiesterase 1. The coding region runs from base 1 to 1803 and encodes 600 amino acids. Gene Ontology annotation, molecular function: single-stranded DNA binding; double-stranded DNA binding; 3'-tyrosyl-DNA phosphodiesterase activity. The record is from RefSeq and is a predicted model, not a curated record. The transcript has a single exon. NCBI's taxonomy places the organism in Eukaryota, Fungi, Ascomycota, Saccharomycetes, Saccharomycetales, Saccharomycetaceae. Gene Ontology annotation, biological process: double-strand break repair; single strand break repair. Gene Ontology annotation, cellular component: nucleus.
AUGGCAGGGUCUAUUGGUAAGCCGUCUGUAAAUGCUGACAGCAGUACUUCUGCAAGAAGUAAAGUUGCUAAUAGGUGGAAGAAUGUGAAUUACAAGAAAUUGGGUGAAGAUAUAGUGGUGACAGACACAAGAGCUAAGAGAGAAGAAACUAACGCUGGAAUGAAAGUAGAGAGUCAGGAUAUUGAGGUGGUGGUACUUGAUUCGGACUCGGAUGAAGGUUCUCAAGACGAUACGAGUAUUGAGGAACAGGUAUUGAAAGAAUCAUCUGCAGCUGCAGAUGCAACUGCUAAUCCAAGGAAGCUAGAUGACAAAGAAAAAGUUAAGAUCGAUUCAAUACUGUAUGAGUCUGAUUAUUGUUUUAAACUUAUGAGAUCAACUGUGUAUGAUUCGCAAUAUGAAACAAUGUCAAAUGAACAAAAAUCUUAUUUUAUUACUACGGAUGACAUAUUUAAUGAUCCGAAGCUUAGUUCGACGUUCUUAUUCAGUUAUCAAUACGAUAUGAACUUUAUUUUAUCCUGUUUCCAUAAGGAUCUCAGUGAUAUAACAAUGGUGAUGCAAAGAGGGUGUAUUGUACCGCUAGAUAUUAAAGCUCCGGAGAAAUUACAAAGAUUACAUGACAAAAUCAAAUAUGUUGAAGUGGACAUGCCAAGUUAUACAUCUCAUCAUUCAAAGAUGAUCCUGAAUUUUUAUUCCGAUAAAUCAAUGAGAAUAUUUAUGCCAUCAAAUAAUUUCACAGAAGCAGAGAUCACAUAUCCACAACAAGUUUGUUGGUGUAGUCCCAAACUAAGGGCCUUCGGUGAUAAAAAAUUGGUUGACGACAUAGACGAUGCAUCAUGUUUUCGCGCAGAACUAUUUGAGUAUAUUGGUCGUUAUCGUCAUUAUCUAUUUACCCAAAGAUUAAUUGGGGAUCUUUCCAAUUAUGAUUUCUCAUCAUUAAAUGGAUUGCAUUUCUUAUUUUCUACUCCAAGAAGGUUUGCGGCAUUAGAUUCUAAUAAUAAGAACACUUGUGAUGAAGAAUCAGGGUUAGUCAAAUUUGGAUCCGUUGUACGAAGAGUUGAGUCCGAUAAUACCAAAAUAAAUAAGAUCAAAAAGCGUCAUUAUUUAGUGCAAACAUCAUCGAUAGGUACUAAAAGACUUCAAGGUAAACAGUUGUUCACAGGGUUUAUGAUCCCAAAUUUAACCUCUUCUAAAAAUGUGUGUGGCCACAUAUUAUAUCCUACAUUACAAGAAGUUUGUGAUUCACCCGCUUCUUUAUUAUCUGGUGGGUGGUUUCAUUUUAAUUAUAACGAUUACAGUGAACCUUAUAUAUCGAUGAAAAAGCAGAAUCUCUUUGUCAAACAGAAUCCCAUUGCAACUUCGAUAGAGAGAAGGGCUACUCCUUCUCAUUCAAAAUUCUAUAUGAAAUGGACCUCCGACGAUGAAAACGAUGUAUCUAUUCCAGAUACUCCAGUAGAUUGGUGUCUAUAUACAUCAGCGAAUCUAAGUAUUGCAGCAUGGGGUACUGAUGUAAAAUCUGCUACCAAUUUCGAAGUAGGUGUCCUAAUACCUGGUCCAAUAAAUGUAUUUUCGUUUGUUGAUCUCAUAUAUAAAGCUACCAAAGGGACAAGACUUGGUACCUCUGACGAUCAGGGAGCUCAUAUUAUGAGAGAUUCGACACGUAGUACAGUUAUUGUCCCAUUCCCAAAGUCUCUAGUGCCUUAUUCUUACACUGACAAUGACAAACCUACUAACGUAGCUUUAUUAGAUAAGAUACGUGACCGAGUAAGACGAUUACAAGAAGAAGCCAGUCUAACAGGUCCCUGA